AUGCAGAGUGUCAUAGAAUCAGAAUGCAAGACUCCAAAGAUUGUUUAUGAAGCGAAACUGGUGGCUGGGGAGAGUCCUAACGGAAGAAAAAACAACUCAGAUUCUGACUCAACUGGAUAUCCAAACAUCAUUAACUACCAAAAGUUUUCAUCAUUUAUAAACCUUAUUCGAGUUUUAGCAUGGACUCUUAGGUUUAUCAAAAGAGUCAAGAAAAUUCCAAUGUCUUGGAGUCAUCUAACUUACUCAGAACUACAGAAUGCUAAAAUUCUUGUGAUAAAGAGUAUCCAAGCUCAAAACUAUGGUGAUAUCAAAACAGCACUCAAAGACAAGAAAAGAAAUAAUCUAAUUAGUCAAUUAGGAGUUGUAUUGGAUCAGGAAGGAAUCAUCUGUGUUGGAAGACUCAAGGAUGCUCAGCUGUCAGAAGGAGCAAGAACUCCCAUCCUCCUUCCAAGAAAGAACCAUGUGACGGGGCUAAUUAUUGAAUACAUCCAUAAAAAACCAUUUCAUGUCGGAGUCUCCCAAACACUGUCAUUGGUUUGUCAAGAUUACUGGAUUCCAAAGGGAAGAGCAGAAGUAAAACGAAUACUUCAUAAAUGCACAAUCUGUAAGCGGUUUGAUGGUGGUCCUUACAAGAUGCCACUGAUGCCUGCACUACCAAAGAAACGUGUGAGUGAAUCAGCACCAUUUACAUACAUGGGAGUGGAUUACUUUGGACCAAUCUUCAUCAAAACAGAAACUGGCAAUAAAAAGGUAUGGGUCUCUCUAUUUACCUGCUUGGUAGUAAGGGCCAUACAUCUUGAACUCAUGCAGGAUAUGUCCACAGAACAGUUUCUACUAGGACUAAGGAGAUUUAUUGCGCGUUGGGACAAGCCAAAACAAAUUAUCUCUGAUAAUGGUGCUCAAUUCAAACAUGCAAGCCUGCUUUUGGAUAAGAGUUGGGAAAGAGUUACGUCUGAUAGUGAUGUCCAAAGUUAUAUUGCAAAUGAAGAGAUUCAGUGGCAAUUUAUUGUAGAACUGGCACCAUGGAUGGGAGGAUUUUAUGAACGUCUGGUUGGUUUUGUCAAACGAUGCUUAAGAAAAACUAUAGGAAAACUCUGUUUAACAAAUGAGCAAAUGAGAACGAUGCUUGCAGAAGCUGAGGCAGUCGUGAAUUCUAGGCCCUUAGUCUAUAUUGGAGACGAUAUUAAUUCAAACAUCACCCUAACUCCAGCGCAUUUCCUCACUUUGAAUCCAAAAAUAGGAUUUCAAGAUAGUGAAAAUUUUGAUCCCAUGGACCCAGACUAUGUACCUGUUGCAAGCUCUGUAAACACUUUAUUGGCAAUUUGGAAGAAAGGUCAACGACUUUUAGAUACAUUCUGGAAGACAUGGAGAGAUGAGUAUCUUUUAAAUCUAAGAGAAAGAACAUCCUAUAAAUUAAAAGGAAAACGGAUUCAAGACAACAGGCCGGUACAAAUUGGUGAUUUUGUCCUCAUCAAAGAAGAUCUCCCUAGAGGAAGCUGGAAGAUUGGAAGAAUUUGCGAUUUGACAAUGAGUCAAGAUGGACAAUACAGGUCCGGAAAGGUAAUGUUACCUAACAAAAGAACAUUAAACCGACCGUUAAAUUUACUUUAUCCCAUAGAAUGCACCGAUAAAUCUGACCUUGGUGAUAGUGAUAUGACAAAGGAAGAGCCAGCAGUCGAUGGUAUUCCUCCGUUACCUAGAGCAAAAAGACAGGCCGCUGAAAGAGCGACAAAACUGAUAAAGGAACAAUUAAAUUAA
This is a messenger RNA of Saccostrea cuccullata (small rock oyster), 1758 nucleotides long. RefSeq lists its product as uncharacterized. The transcript has a single exon. Bases 1 to 1758 code for a protein of 585 amino acids. Gene Ontology annotation, molecular function: nucleic acid binding. Lineage: Eukaryota; Metazoa; Mollusca; Bivalvia; Ostreida; Ostreidae. Gene Ontology annotation, biological process: DNA integration. The record is from RefSeq and is a predicted model, not a curated record.